This is a messenger RNA of Bufo gargarizans (Asiatic toad), 2329 nucleotides long. It is a transcript of the gene TC2N, whose product is annotated as tandem C2 domains, nuclear. Gene Ontology annotation, cellular component: nucleus. The record is from RefSeq and is a predicted model, not a curated record. Lineage: Eukaryota; Metazoa; Chordata; Amphibia; Anura; Bufonidae.
UGAGGACGACACAACAGUCUCACAUCAACACAACUCACACUUGUAUUUCAGGGAUGGACACAUCUGGUCAUCCCAGGCGCUGGUGACGGGCUCGUGUGAAGGCGAUACUGAAGUGAUUGAUGGUCCAUCUUCCCUCUGCUCUGUGGGUUACAGCUAGCCUCACACAUGUAGGAUGGCGGCAGAGUUCAUCAAGAGCUGCUGUAAAGGAUGCUUCCAGAGCGAAAGUAAGAACGCCUUGCCUGAUGCAGGAAGUACUGAUGGAACCAGGAAAGGAUCUCACAUCGUGGACCUUCCCCCAAUGUCGUCAGUUUCCAUUACAAGGCAGGUGGGGUGCACAGAGGAUUAUUUGAUGUCCAAGCUGCCCCCGGAUGGAAAAGAUGUGCCAUUUGUUGUACCGACAUUUAAACCCUCCUAUAUUCAGCCGAGAACAGUGACCAGCCCAACACUCAUGGAGGGUGUGAAAGGAUCUGCAAGGACCACAUUCACCGACAGGAAGACUGAACUUUCCACUAUGUAUCAACAAGGACCAAAUUACGAUGUGGUUUAUAAUCCGGGGUACGUCCUGCAGCACAUCUCGCCUGACCUAAACCGACGGGCAACACUCAACCAGAGUAACGCCAGGCUGUACGGUUCAGUCUGUGACCUGAGAAACGUCAAACAAAGUGACUCUCCUGGUCUGAGCAACUCUCUUUAUGACCUCAGCAGCUAUAUUCAGAGAUAUGAUUCUGUUUCCAGUAUUCGAAGCAGCAAUUCCUCAAGGAAGGACUCGCAAGGCAGCAACCGCAGUCUAGACACAAUAACCUUGUCGGGGGACGAGCGAGAGUUUGGAAGGUUACAUUUCAGACUGCGGUACGUCACGGCAGUGGAGCAAAUCUGGAUUACAGUAUUACAACUGAAGGAUCUGUACUGGCCGGCGAGCUGCGGGCAUUCCCCAAGUAUCUACAUUAAAGGAAUUAUUACCCUACCCAAACCCAUCCAGUUUAAAUCCUCUGCUAAGGAAGCCGCUCUGGAUGUGGAAUUCAUGGAAACCUUUGUAUUUGCCAUCAAGUUACAAAGUCUCCAGAAAGUGCGGCUAGUGUUUAAGGUCUCGAGCCUGACUCCACGCAAGAGGACCAUCAGCAAGUGCUCAAUAUCCCUGCGGGACCUGAGUGAGGAGGAGGUGGAGCAUGGUCUGGAUGUGUCGCCAUCUUCAAAAGUCUCGGCCUGUCAAGCGGAGCUCCUGAUCGGGACGUGUUUCCAGGCAAUAAAUAGCAGGAUUCAGUUACAAAUCCUCAAGGCUCAAAACCUGCCAAGCUCAUCCACGCCACUCUCCAUAAAUUUCUAUGUCAAGGCCGAGAUGUUCAGCACGGAAGGACUGCUCUACAAGAAGAAAACGCGACCGUUAAAGUUAUCCAAUUCCCAGGUGAACUGGGGUGAGACCAUGAUUUUCCCAGUCACGCAGAAAGAGGAGGGAAUCAACUUCCUUAUCAAGCUGUACAGUCGCAGCUCAGUCCGACGGAAGCAUUUUAUCGGACAGGUGUGGAUCAGCAGUGACAGUAACAGCAGCGAGGCCGCAGAUCAAUGGACGGACACAAUUAGUCACCCAGAGAAAGUGGUGACAAAGUGGCAUAAACUGAACCCCCUGAGUUACUGAACCCCCAUCAUUCUGGGCAAUGCCAGGUGUUACUUGUACAUAAAGACUGGAUGAUGGAUUGAGUCAUGCCCACCUACAUAUCACCUAGGAUCUUACCUGGACUCAGCAGGAUAUACAGACAAGGAGGCUGUCCACGCUACACCGGUGAGGCGUAAGGCACCGCAGUGAAUACCUCAUUUUGAUAUAGUAGCUUUGCCAAUUAGGAUUAAGGCAAACUGAGCGACAUCCCCUGUGAAAGCAGAAAUGGAGGACAUAUUCAUUGUCACCCAGUUUUAGCAAAAACAGAUAAAAACAAAGUAACAGAAUUAAUACAGUUUGUAAGAACGUGAUCGUAGAUGGACAAGGGAGGGAUAUUUUGGAGGAAAUGCCUUUAAGAAGAUGUGAUACCAGGAAAGAAACAUUUGUAAAUAUGUCACAACUGGAUGGGAAUUGGAUUCUGUAUGUAAAAGUGAAUGUCUAUGUGUUUAGUAUAAACAUUAUUAUCUUGUAAUUUUUAAGCUUCCAGGGGGACAAUGGCGGACACUGUUCCUCCAAAAGGCCUGAACUCCAUUGUCCACUUCAGUUCUUAUUCUGUGUAUAAGGACACUGCACAGUACCACUUCUUCUGUCCUGUAUACUGGCUGUAAUCCUCAGUAUCUGCUGUUAUUCUGUAUAUAUACACACUGCACCUUACCACUUCUCCUCUCCUCUAUACUG